UUCGGCUGGUCCAUCAGCGAUGUCAUACUGCUUGCACAGUACAGUUGGAAGGUCUAUGAAAGCUUCGCGGAUGGCAGCUACAACGCCACCAACGAGUACGAGUGUUUCAAGAGAGAAUAUCGACAAGUAAUCACCUGUCUCGAAAGGCUCGUCAAUGUCAGCCCCGACCUCGCUUCUCUCGCAGGCUUCGACGAGACCUUUGCAGAUACUGUCAAAUUCAUCGACAAGCACCGCGUUCUCACUGCAAGGACGACGCGUCCUUUGAUCACCAAUCUACCACAAAGCAGCAGCAGAAUCAAAGAUUUUCUAGAGCGAGUCGGCCAUGGAUAUCAGACGGCAACGUGGCCCGUAUAUCGCGAGGAGGCCGAGAAGCUUCAUCGACAGCUUGACCGGAUGGAUCUAGACUAUCUCGCGACACUAUCACACACCAGCUUCGAAGCCCCGAAUACACUUAAUCGAAUCAUUGUAGAUCUAGAUCGAACCGAGUCGCCAGAUGAUAUGCUUCAGCUCCUCCACCAGUUUUCGCAAAAGAUGGAGUAUCUAAUAAUGAGGGACUCUGGCGGAGUGCGCUCAGAAGCUAGGCAUCAAGUACACAGCAGUCAAGGUCCUGUCACAACCGAACGAAUUGUACCUGUCCUUCAACUUCUGGAUAGUGCUCGCAGCAUUGCAGAUACUGCGCUUGGUCUCCCUCGCACACAGAGCCGCAAUCAUGGGCGAUCAGCGAGUGCUAGCCUCGAAGCUCGUGCCGAUGACUGGGAUGUCUUUGGACAGUGGCUCAGGUGGCACAUGCUGCAUCCUGAACCGGUUCGAUCGGCCCGCCCCGUGCUACCUUCGAGAGUCAUCUCGAUGGCUUCGUCCCCUUCCACAAGUCCAGGUGCUCCUGAAGCUCCACGACAAAGACUCACUGGACAACCUCGAGAUAUUUCUCCAUCUAUCGUAGCCCGCUUCCGGAACCAAUCUUCACGCCCGGCACCGAAGCAUUCUCNGACGCCCAGUACCGUCUUUACCUCGGCUAGCAGCCAAAGAAGAUUCUCAUCCUUCAGUCUCGGAUCUGCUUACGUCGAAGAAGAUCCGCAGGGGACCUUCGCCACAUGGCCCAUACACCCCGAGUUGACAAUCCUGACGAGGAAUAGUGUUCUUGAAAACAAGCGAACAUUUGAUGCCCUGUUGGAGAUAUUGAUCUCCCAUAGUGGAGUUGUUGAGAAGCUGCGAAGUAAGACCAGAGAUCAAAAGUUCACAAUCUACCAUGUACCACAUGGUGGCGCACACCAACCAAACGCAUUUGUUCCAUGGAUCGACAACACGCGUGUACACAAAUCGAGCAUUAUCGAGUCCAGACUGCAAUUCAAAGGCUCGCAUCAAGUUAUCGUCAAGGAUGAAAAAGCUCACAGAAGCACGAUCUACAACAUGAGGCCGGUGUACCGCUUUGACGAACCCGAAGAUUUGCGGCAGGUACAGGAACAGCUGCUUGGGAAAAGUGUAGUUGCGACCUUCGACGUUGUAAGGAUAUCGACUCGUGCUGGACAGGACCACUGCGCGUCCGAGACAUUACGUAUGCUAGAAGAUGCAGAGAGACAAAGGUCACUCCUGUACUAUGCUCAUAGGAUGCCAUCAAAGUCCGCUACAUCGAGCUCUGGCUUUGUUGAGUGGUCNUUAGAUCAAGAAAGAAGGGAAGAAGAAGAUAAGAUUAACAUUUGGUCGCCGAGANNUAGUUUGCCACGCAGAUCAACGAUCGGUAGCAUCGAUUCUGUUCUCUCACAUGACUCAACGUCGAGCGAGGAUCCACACAUCAACAUCAUGCAUCGAAUCAAAGCUCUUGAUUGCGAAUUCUAUGAUCAAGAAGAUCGUCAAGCGUUCGAAGACUUGUGCAAGCCAUCGUCUGCACCUAUAUUCCGAAUGCCGUUUCGACCAAGAGAUCUGGGUGUGGGCUCACCACUGGCAGAGUUGGAUAUUGGUCCACCACUUGCAGAACUGGAAGGA
This is a messenger RNA of Aureobasidium uvarum, 1980 nucleotides long. The record is from the annotation of a GenBank genome assembly. Lineage: Eukaryota; Fungi; Ascomycota; Dothideomycetes; Dothideales; Saccotheciaceae.